CCGACUACAUCAAAAUCUGCAAAAGGAACGACCCAAAAUUGGAUGAAUGUAUCCUACAUUCAGUGGAAGAUUUGAGGCCAAAACUAAAAACGGAAUCCCUGAACUGGAGAUUCCAGCGAUCGAGCCCCUAAUCCUUCCAGAGGUUGUGGUUUCUCCAGGAGGAUCUUUCAAAGCGGUCGGAAAGGAUGUCACAGUUCAUGGAGCUGGAAAUUACAAAGUCAAGAAACUAACGACCGAUUUGAAGAAUUUGGUGUUCAGUCUGGUGGUAGCUAUUCCUUCCCUGCAUUUCGAGGGCAAAUACGAUGUGAACGCCACAGUUCUGGGGGUUCCCAUCCAGGGAAAAGGACCCAUGAAAGCUAAUGCUACUGACGUAACAGCUGAUCUAGUGUUGAAGGGCAAGGCUUCGAAGCGUGGAGGCAGCAACUACAUAGACUUCUACAACAUUGAGCUGGGAAUUGACCUGGGAAACUAUGACAUCAAGCUCGAAAACCUAUUUAACGGAGACAAGGCUCUUGGAGACGCAGUAAACAUCGCAAUCAACGAAAACAAACAGGAAUUCAUGAAGUCUCUGAAACCAGUUGCCGAAAGGGUGGCAGCUGAAAUGGUUCUCACUAUUGCCAACAAAAUAUCGCGAAAAUUUCCCUUUGACACUGUUUUUCCCGAGAAUUAACUUCCUGAAACCCAACUGUUCUCUUCAAACUAUUUUCAUAUCAUCGUAAACUAAAACCAAAUUUGUCCCAUCUUGGGAUUCAGGACUUGUAAGUUUGAUUUUUCCAAGGAACACGAUAUUCAAGAGAGGAGAUUGAUAUUGGACUCUCACAUUAUGCUCUCUCUCUCUCACCGACUCACUCAGUCGCUCUCUCUCUUUCCUCUACCUAGAACUGUUUCUCUCUACCUCUCUCUGCCUUCCCUAACUUAAAACUUCCCGGGCUGACAAAUAAUUUUUGUAUAGUAGCGCUCAUCGAAUUUCCAUCUAGCUGUUUACCCUGUUGUCAAUAUUUGCAGUAGCAGAAGUCUUCGGGGUGAUUUACAGCAUUUAAUUGAGAUUUUCGUUUAAUAAUAAUUACUUGUAAUUUUAUUUUCUUUCGUGAGCUAUAUCAAGAAAUAAUAUCUCUUAUAUCAACUGUCAUGUCCCAACAACCUUCCAUGUUAUUUUCUCAGUAGCUCUCUCUCUCUUUCUUUCGCUGUCUCUCUCUCUCUCUCCCUUCCUUCCCUUUUAUCAAACUCACUCUCUCACUCUCUCUCUCUCUCUCUCUCUCUCUCUCUCUCUCACUCUCUCUCUCUCUCUAUUUGAGGGUUGAGUGAAGGAGAGGACCGGCUGCGCCCUAACUCCGCUCUCCUAGGACGAAAUAAGGCAGCGAUUCUAUCCUACUCUAUUCUAUUCUCUCUCUCACACACACGCACACACAUAUUUCUCUACAAUACCAUAGAUAAAGGUUAAGCAUAACUAUAUUUCUUGUCUCUGACAAUACCUUCUCACGAUACACUCACAAAAAAUAGAUAAUAUAUUUUACCAUGAAAUUUUUGUAUCUAAAAAUCGUACAACUACUCUACUCUCUCACUCUCACGCACACACUCUCUCUCUCUCUCUCUCUCUCUCUCUCUCUCUGUCUGUCUCCUUCGCUCUUUCUCUCCCCCACACACAUAUAUCUCUUUACAAUAUCUCCUUAAUUUUCAACUCUAUACUCACAAAACAUAGAUUAUAUAUUUUUUGAUCAUGGAAAUUUUCUAUAAUGUAUCUACAAAAUUGUACAACUAGGCUACUAUAUAUUUUUUUCUAAGAUACAACACACAAACCUAUUAUUUUAUAGACUGUUUCUAUGUUUAUUGUUUAUUUCUGUUGCUAGUUUUUAAGUUUGUGGUGUUUAUUCUCUGUUGCGUGUUGUCUCUGUGUUUACUGUAGUUUGCAUUCAAGGUUGUAUUUGUAAAUAAAUAGAAAUUGUUGAAUGCAA
Nilaparvata lugens (brown planthopper) is the source of this 1952-nucleotide messenger RNA. Its product is annotated as protein takeout-like. NCBI's taxonomy places the organism in Eukaryota, Metazoa, Arthropoda, Insecta, Hemiptera, Delphacidae. The record is from RefSeq and is a predicted model, not a curated record.